AUGAGUGGUUCUUCCUCUGAAAGCCAGAAAUCGACUCCCACACCCCCAAAUGGUGUCGAGGGCAAGAUUGCUAUCCCCCGCCUGCCAAAUGAGCUACCUGAAAUAAAUCCAUUUCGGACAAUUUCCGCGUGCUCAUCUUGCCGCGAGAAGAAGGCUAAAUGUGACGGUGGACGCCCUAGAUGUCAGAACUGUACCCGACUAGAUAGGGCCUGCACUUACACCGGAUCAAAGCGGGACAAUCAGAAGCUUCAGCUUGUCUCUCUGCAACGCAAAGUCGAGGUUUAUGAAGAAUUGCUGGGCGAGAUUAUUUCUCAGGCCAAGAUCAAUCAAAACGUCUCUGUCAAGAAUAUCAUCAAAAAACACUGUACGGCAUCUCCGGAGCUAUUCUCCGAUAUACUACUUUCGGAGUCAUUGACCAGGCACCAUGUUCAAGUGCCAAAUUCGAGAGUCUCGCUGGGCCAGAUGUACAUCGAGUCGAUGUCCGACGAUGCAAAGUUAAAACGGCCAAUCACCAAAGAUCCUCCAGUCCAAGUGAAAUCAAUCCAACAUUGGACUUCGAUUGUGGAGAAUGACACCGCCAGCCACCUCUUGUCGUUCUAUUUUACCUGGGAGAAUCCAACCUGGAAUCUGAUCGAUCUAGAAACAUUUGUCCAAGAUUUGGAGACCCAUCAUCCGGGGAGAUAUUGUUCUCGCUUACUAGUCCAUGUGCUGCUAUUCUUCGGCUGUAGUUUUUCAUACAGAUUGAACCGGAUUACUGACCGCCGAGAGGAGAAAGGCAUAGGCCAGAAACUCUACGACCAGAUACAACUUCUCUGGGAAAGUGACAAGGGGACUCCGGACCUUCCUACAAUUCAAUCCGGAAUUCUACUCGGAUUGCUUUCCUGUACAUUCGGAAUUGAUCGGCUGGGCACGCAGUUUAUCAUGAAUGGAGCGAAGUUAUAUCUCCAAUCAAGUUUUGAUACGGUUGAACGCUGUAGUAGUGAGCAUAGCGAGAAGAAAAGUGAACUCUCCUCAGCUGAACUGUCCCAAGAAAUGGUCUCGUGGGCCAUAUUUGAUGUUCAAGCACUCGCUUCGCAGGUUUAUAGAAAAGUGUCCCACUGGUCGGUGCCUCCUCCCCAACGAUGCUCUGCAGAACAAGCAGCAAAGCUGGAUGAGAAUAUGGAAUGGAAGCCCUAUCCUUUCGACUAUCCAGUCACUCGUCCGAACUACUAUACCACUUUACGGUAUAGAAGUGCACUGGCAGCCCUUGUGAAUGAGAUUGCGACAUUCUCACUCCGACUCACCGGAAAUAUGACCAAGGAUGACCAGAAAUAUUGCUACAAGUUAUAUGAAAGGAUUGUCACCUGGAGAGCAAGUCUGCCGCCGACUAUCUUGCCUGAAAAUAAUACCACUCCGCAUAUUCUCUGCUUACACUUUUAUCACCAAGCAACUCUGAUAUCACUGAGUACCCUGUUCACUACAAAAGCAAACCCAACCACAGACCCCAACAACCAUCAAAUCGACUUUGACCACGUCAAAUCCGAAGCGAUGGAAACAAUCGGCUCUCUCAUUCUAGUGUUCAAACACCGCCACGGCUGGAAAUCCAUCCCAAUCGUAAUGCUACACUACUUCUGCUUAGGCGGCGUGCACGCGACCACCCAAUUAGACGCGCACAACCCCAAAUGGGCCCUCGUCCUUGAAAGCUGCGUCGUCGGCCUCUGGCACAUGAGUCUUGGCUGGGGUCGAUUAUGCAAAGCCUUUCUUCGGACCAUUGAAUUGGUCCUGAAAUCCAGUGACCCAGAUCCAUCCCUUGUUCCUAUCAAGGUGACUGCUAUUUUCGAAUAUUUGAAUAGCGAGAUGUGGUCCGCGACCGAUUUGGCUUCUCUUUCGGCAGAUUAUGUUGUUCAACGCGUUCCUAGCAAGGCCAAUGCUCAGACUGCUGGGACGGUUAGCCAUCAGACUUUGGAGGAUUUGAUACGGGCUAUGGAGAAUCUAUAA
Penicillium antarcticum is the source of this 1977-nucleotide messenger RNA. RefSeq names its product putative C6 transcription factor. The coding region runs from base 1 to 1977 and encodes 658 amino acids. Lineage: Eukaryota; Fungi; Ascomycota; Eurotiomycetes; Eurotiales; Aspergillaceae. Gene Ontology annotation, biological process: regulation of DNA-templated transcription. The transcript is spliced from 5 exons. The record is from RefSeq and is a predicted model, not a curated record. Gene Ontology annotation, molecular function: zinc ion binding; DNA-binding transcription factor activity, RNA polymerase II-specific.